AUGCUCACUUUCCCUGAUAGUGAUAAUCCUUCAGCAUAUGAUGUGAGCACAGUGUCUGUUCCAUCGUCUUCAGAUGCAUCUAACAGGUUGUCUAUCGUCGAAGAGGUUACAAUUCCGGAUCACCACACAAUAACUGAAACUCACUCUCUGGUACCGCAAUGUUUAUCUGUAAAUACAGACCAGAUUACUACCACAACACCCUCUCCUACAAGAUCUUUGAGGACAGAAUGUGCGUCACUUUCUCUUUUUGACGAAGCAUUCAAUUCUGUAUUUGAACCGGAACUGAGAGAAAACCUCAAAAUACCAGAAAACGUUCAUUCUACAGAAGCAAAUGUUCCCCCAUCUUUACAGAAUCUAGACCUUUCUUCAACUUCAUCAGCAACAGCUAAGACUCUUUCCAAAAGUGACACCACUUUUAGAAAAUUGAAGAAUUAUUCGGAAACGUAA
Acanthoscelides obtectus is the source of this 447-nucleotide messenger RNA. NCBI's taxonomy places the organism in Eukaryota, Metazoa, Arthropoda, Insecta, Coleoptera, Chrysomelidae. The record is from the annotation of a GenBank genome assembly.